UGGCUCCGACACCCAAUUUAGCAAAGGCUUUGGCCUCUCUCUCUCUCUCUCUCUCUCUCUCUCUCUCUCUCUCUGUGUCUGGAUACUCUAUAGUCUCACAUAUUUUUGUCAGGUUGCCUUGUGUUUUCUGCAGGGUUUGGAAAACUUGAGACUUUCUUGAAUGGACCCACCACUCACAGAGUCACAACUCUUAUUGGGUACAGUACCACAGCUGUGUCCUCAGACCGGAUUCUCUCGCACUAAUUCAGGAGGAAGUGGGUUUGUAUUCUGUAGCUACAUCGGAGAUGCUCCUCCUUUAGUUCUUCUCUUCAAGCCCUCUUAGCUCCUACUCUCUCUGCCUCGGCAAUGGUGGUGCACGGAGGAGCUGUCGUGCUCUUGGGUUUUCUAGUUUUCCUCAAAUUGCAGCAAAUAGUGAUGGGUGGAGAUUGCCCCCUGGACUUAAGUACAUCAAAUUUUACUUUGGCAGCUUCUGUGUGCUCUAAGAGUGAUGACAGAGGGAAGUGCUGCCGUUAUGUCAAUGCCUUUGUUGCAGUUGCUAUUGCUCGUUAUGCCAAUUUGACAAGCAACCUGGGGGUCCCUUCAGAGUUAUCUGAGGUCUGCCUUCAUUCCAUAUCUGGAACUCUAGAAAUGCAUGGUAUCCCUCCAAAUGCGACAGUUUUUUGUGCACUUGGUACUAAAAUUCCAGUUAAUUAUGAGUGUGAGGGCCGGACAACUGUCUUGCAAAUGCUGCAGUCUCCAAAGUUCGGUAAUGUCACAGAGAAUUGUAAGUUGCCACUUUCCGCGGAGAGUAGUUGUAGACGGUGCAUAAAUGCUGGAAUUUUAUACCUUCACCACCUGGUAGGAGCAGACAAUAAUAUGACAUUUGGUACCUGCCGGGAUGCAACGUUUGCUGCACUUGCAAGUCAAGGUGACAAUGAGUCUGCCAUUGAAAUGGCAAGCUGUUUCUUUGGACUUCAAGGGCUUGGUAUUCCUUCAGAGCCAUCCCCACCUUUACUCACACCAGAGGCUUCUCCAAGUACUGUACCUGCUGCUAGCCCCAGUCAGUCGUUAGUUAGAAGACGUUCAAAGGAACAUCAUCACACCAACCACCUCAUGGUAAUCCCAGGUGUAGGCAGUGCAGUGACUGUAGUGGCUGUUCUUCUGCUGAUAAUAUUGAUACUUCUCAUUCGUAGAAAAAGCAAAGAGUUAGAGGAUUCAGAAAGUCCUGACAAGACCUCAUGUAAAGCUUUACCACAUCGGCUGAGCCGAAAAUUCCAGGAAGGUCCAUCAUCUAUGUUCCAGAAGAUCACCUAUAAGGAAAUAAAGAAGGCUACAGACAGUUUCAGUAGAGUCAUAGGAAGAGGGGGCUUUGGUACUGUCUAUAAGGCUCAGUUCUCUGAUGGAUUUGUGGCAGCAGUGAAGCGGAUGAACAAAGUUUCGAAGCAAGGAGAGGAUGACUUCUGCCGAGAGAUGGAACUUCUUGGGAGGCUGCAUCAUCGUCAUCUUGUGGCUCUAAGGGGCUUUUGUGUAGAAAAACAUGAGAGAUUUCUGAUGUACGAGUACAUGGAAAAUGGAAGCUUAAAGGAUCAUCUUCAUUCUCCUGGGAGAACUCCACUGAGUUGGCAAACAAGAAUCCAGAUUGCCAUUGAUGUGGCUAAUGCUCUGGAAUACCUACAUUUUUAUUGUGAUCCUCCUCUCUGUCACAGAGAUAUAAAGUCCAGCAAUAUUUUACUGGAUGAGAACUUUGUUGCAAAGGUUGCAGACUUUGGCCUUGCGCAUGCUUCAAAGAGUGGUACAAUUACCUUUGAACCAGUGAACACUGAUAUACGGGGAACUCCAGGUUAUAUGGAUCCAGAAUAUGUGGUGACUCAGGAACUGACCGAGAAGAGUGAUGUUUACAGUUAUGGUGUGCUGUUGCUGGAGCUUGUGACAGCAAGGCGAGCGAUCCAAGAUGGUAGGAAUCUAGUGGAAUGGUCUCAGGUUUUCAUGGCAACUGAAUCUAGGCUACCUGAACUUGUAGAUCCUGCCAUAAGGGACUCCUUUGACUCAGAGCAGCUUCAAACAAUUGCGACAAUUGUGAGAUGGUGCACUCAAAGAGAAGGAAGGGCAAGGCCUUCGAUCAAACAGGUUUUGAGGCUGCUCUAUGAGAGUUCAGAUCCGAUGCAUAGUGGUUUCAUAAAGGCUAUGAAAGAUGAAGAUUAUGAUGGCAUUCAAGGUAUGGCAAGGGAUAGCAAGGGGAAGGUCCAAAGGGGUGAGUUGAUCUUUCACAGUGGGGAUGCAAGAUAUCUUCCUUCAUCUUCAAGUACAUCUAGGUCCUACUGCAGCAGGAGCUUUUUACUGGAAACUGGCUCACCACAAUCUCCUCCUGGAAUUUUCUCUGUUUGAACAUUGAGAGAGAGAGAGAGAGAGAGAGAGAGAGAGAGAGAGAGAGAGGGGUUGGUGAUGGUGUUUCUCUCACUCAGCUGUGCUUCAGCCUCGUUUGUUGUUUUGGCUAAACAGGUGUCACCAGGUAAGGGAUCAUGUACUUUAGUAGGCUGUUCUCUUUAUUGGUUUAGACUUUCAUUCUUGAGUAUUGGCCUCUAUAGAUGAUUACCAGCAACAUCCAAGAUGGUGGAUUACCAUGCUCAUCAUUUGUGUUACAUGGCAUUCUUAAUUUUGUUCUUCUUUCGUUUUUUUCUUUUGGCUUUGUUCCCCCCCAUGGAAGAUGAGAUAGAGAAUAUGAGAUAAAGUGUUUCAGCUUGUAUUAUUGAAAAUUGUUGUCAAAGUAAGAAGCAGCCCAGUCAAAAAAUUGAGAUUGAUGGUUUGGGUGAUAUGCUUAGAGGUUGUUUUCAGUGUGAAUUUAUUUUGUCUAAAUGAAUUUUUUUGUUGUAUCUGUAA
Molecule: messenger RNA, 2856 nt
Organism: Macadamia integrifolia
Lineage: Eukaryota; Viridiplantae; Streptophyta; Magnoliopsida; Proteales; Proteaceae
Product: probable receptor-like protein kinase At1g49730
Exons: 9
Coding region: 346-2364 (672 amino acids)
Biological process (GO): protein phosphorylation
Molecular function (GO): protein kinase activity; ATP binding
Source: RefSeq, a predicted model, not a curated record